AUGAACACCACAGUCCUUCCCUGCAAGAUGAUACUACCUCCCAAAAUCUCUGAAAAACCCGCGAAACCCAAAUCCCUUUCCAAAAAUGCCCCUCACAAUACCGCCGGCGACGCCCGCCUGAAGCGUCUCUGCAAUCUCGGCCGCCUACGCGACGCCAUUCUCUCUCUAGAUUCAUGCGACUCCACGGUAAGGCCCAGCACCCUCUCGUACCUAAUCGAGUCCUGCAUCGACUCCAACUCCCUCGACCUCUGCCACGAACUCCACGCCCGCAUCCGGAAGCUGGUCGAUAGACCCGACCCGUUCCUCCAGACCAAGAUGGUCGGUAUGUUCGCGAAAUGCGGCUCCUUGGGCGACGCCUUCGCGGUGUUCGACGUAAUGCGCGAGAGGAACCUGUACGCUUGGUCGGCCAUGAUUGGAGCCUGCUCGAGGGAGAGGAUGUGGGGGGACGUGGUGGGCCUCUUUUACUGGAUGAUGGAGGAGGGCUGUUCCGUACCGGACAAUUUCCUGUUCCCGAAGAUCUUGCAGGCCUGUGGUAAUCGAGGGGAUUCUGAGACGGGCCGAUUGAUACACGGGAUGGCGGUCAAACGAGGUAUAAGCGACGAUCUUCGCGUGAACAACUCGAUUCUUGCUGUGUACGCCAAAUGUGGGCAGUUAUCCCGUGCGAAAAGAUUUUUCGAGAACAUGGAGGUGAAAGACAAGGUUUCAUGGAAUUCGAUAAUCUCGGGGUUUUGCCUAGCUGGCAGGAUAGACGAGGCUCGGAAAUUGCUCGAUUCCAUGCGGGAUGAGGGUCUUGGGCCGGAUGUGAUCACAUGGAAUCUGCUGAUCACGAGCUGUAAUCAUCUGGGUAAAUGCGACUUGGCUUUGAGGUUCAUGAACGAGAUGGAGAAAUUAAACACAAGGCCAGAUGUGUACACUUGGACGAGUAUGAUCUCGGGUUUGGCACAGAAUAACAGAACAUAUGAGGCUUUAAAGUUGUUCGUGGAGAUGCUCAUUGCUGGGUUUCGGCCGAAUAGUGUUACGGUCAUGAAUGCUUUGUCGGCUUGUGCCUCGGGUAAAGAUGUUAGGAGAGGGAAUGAGGUUCAUUCGGUUGCUGUUAAAUUGGGUUAUGGAGAGGACAUGCUCGUCGGGAAUUCUCUUAUCGAUAUGUACUCAAAGAGCGGGAAACUUGAUUCUGCUAAAUGGGUUUUUGAUGUAAUGUCGGAAAAAGACAUGUACACUUGGAACUCUAUGAUAGACGGCUAUUGCAAGGCUGGCUACUGUGGGAUCGCGCACGAUCUCUUCAAGCAAAUGCAGAAAUCGGGUUUUUUGCCGAACGUGGUCACUUGGAAUGUUAUGAUAACAGGGUAUAUUAAAAACGGGGACGAGGAUCGAGCCAUGGAUCUUUUUUAUGAAAUGGAGGAAAGCGGGGGCAUCAAGCGGGACACAGCUUCUUGGAAUGCGCUCAUUGCCGGCUAUGUGGAUAUUGGAGAAAAAGAUAAAGCUUUGAGAAUUCUGCGAAAAAUGCAAUAUUGUGGGGUGAAACCUAAUUAUAUUACCAUUUUGAGCAUUCUACCGGCGUGUGCAAAUCUGGUCGGUCUAAAAAAGCUGAAGGAGAUCCACUGUUGUGCCGUGCGCGGCAUUUUUGAGUACGAGCUUUCGGUCGCGAAUGCCCUAAUAGACACGUAUGCAAAAGCCGGGAAUAUAAAAUAUUCGAAAGCUGUAUUUUAUGGAAUGCCACUUAUAGAUAUCAUUACAUGGAAUGCUAUGAUAACCGGAUUUGUUCUGCACGGAUGUUAUAACGAGGCAAUCGAGCUCUUUGAACGCAUGAGGACAAUGGAGUACAAACCCACCAGAAGUACUUUUGUUUCUGUGCUUUCGGCUUAUGGUCUGGCUAAGAGGGUAGAUGAAGGGAGACGCGUUUUUUCUUGCAUGAGUGAAGAGCUUGAGAUCGUGCCAUGUAUGGACCAUUAUGUUUCCAUGGUGAAUCUUUAUGGCCGUUCAGGGAAAAUUGACAAGGCAUUUGAUUUUGUUGGAAGUAUGCAAAUUGAACCUGAUGCCUCUAUCUGGUCUGCAUUGUUAAAUGUGUCUCUUAGGCAUGAAGAGGUACAACUGGCUGUAUGUGCAGCAGAAAAGUUGCUUGAACUAGAGCCGGAUAAUGGCUUUGUUAGGACUUUGGUUUUACGGCUAUAUGAUUUACAUGGUAUCUCGAGGGAUGAUUUGAAAGUAAAAAGAGCCGGAGUAAAUAUUAGUAAAAAUACUCCAAAAAUUGUUGGGAGCAGUUGGGUUGAGGAUAAAAACGCCAUUCAUACCUUUGUUAGUAGUGAUCCUGGCCGAAUGGCGGCAGGUUACGAAAAUUUGCUUUCUUGGAUAGAGAAGGUGGAGUUAAAUAUGAAAGAGUUGAAGUACAGAGAUGUUAUUAGGGUUCUUGAUGAAGAACAUGAAGAGAUUGCAGGAAUUCACAGCGAAAAACUGGCACUGGCUUUUGCUCUCGUCAAGUGUCCCCCUCGAGAAUUUCGAACUUCAGCAACUGGCUAUGGAGGCCGACGGAACAACUUCAACCUCGACAUCGUCCGCGAAUUUAAUUUGACGUGGCAGUUUGUUCUCGUGAGUUAG
This is a messenger RNA of Striga hermonthica, 2592 nucleotides long. NCBI's taxonomy places the organism in Eukaryota, Viridiplantae, Streptophyta, Magnoliopsida, Lamiales, Orobanchaceae. The record is from the annotation of a GenBank genome assembly.